AUGAGCCAAUUUAGGUUGCUUCAAAGGACUGAAGCUGCAUUGCGUAUUGCACCGAUGCGUUACCAGAAUAGGGCAGGCAAGAACGUAUUCUUGGAAGUACGGCCGUGCGACACUCGUUUGUGCCGGAAACUGAUCGUGACACGACAAGAGUUUGAUGAUUUGGCGUACACUUGUGAGCAGCUAGCAUGCGAAGGAAAAAUGGUAUUGGUCGCCGCACUCGAUGGAAAUUUCCUCAGAAAGCCAUUUCCCGAAGUAUCACAGUUGAUAUCGUACAGCGAUGAAAUCAAGAAAACUAUCAGCGAAGGACUGCAAACGUUCAAUGAGAGGAUGAGAGCACAUCUUCUCACUUACGAAACUAUUAUUUAUUGA
Cooperia oncophora is the source of this 369-nucleotide messenger RNA. NCBI's taxonomy places the organism in Eukaryota, Metazoa, Nematoda, Chromadorea, Rhabditida, Trichostrongylidae. The record is from the annotation of a GenBank genome assembly.